Molecule: messenger RNA, 1215 nt
Organism: Aspergillus costaricaensis CBS 115574
Lineage: Eukaryota; Fungi; Ascomycota; Eurotiomycetes; Eurotiales; Aspergillaceae
Product: uroporphyrinogen decarboxylase HEM12
Exons: 4
Coding region: 23-1114 (363 amino acids)
Biological process (GO): heme biosynthetic process
Cellular component (GO): cytosol
Molecular function (GO): uroporphyrinogen decarboxylase activity
Source: RefSeq, a predicted model, not a curated record
CACUCCCACAUCCCACAUCAAAAUGCAGCAUCAAUUCGAGCCAUUGAAGAACGACCUCUUGCUGAGGGCAGCUAGGGGCGAGAAAGUCCAGCGUCCUCCGAUAUGGGUUAUGCGGCAAGCUGGCCGUUACCUCCCAGAGUACCAUGAAGCCAAGGCUGGCCGCGACUUUUUCGAAUGCUGCCGCGACCCCGAAGUCGCAUCGACGUUGACGCUCCAGCCCAUCGACCGCUACGCCGGACUCAUCGAUGCCGCUAUUAUCUUCUCCGAUAUUCUGGUCAUUCCCCAGGCCAUGGGAAUGCAGGUUGAGAUGGUCGACAAGAAGGGUCCCCAUUUCCCCGAACCGCUCCAGUCGCCCGAUGACGGACAGUACGAGAAAGUGAUGCAGAAGGAGGUGGAUGUCAAGUCGGAGCUCGACUACGUCUACAAGGCUAUUACCCUCACCCGCCACAAGCUGCAGGGUCGUGUGCCGUUGAUCGGCUUUUGCGGUGCCCCGUGGACUCUGCUGUGCUACAUGGUGGAGGGAGGCGGCACGAAGCUGUUCGUCCAGUCGAAGAAGUGGAUCUACAAGUACCCCAAGGAGUCGCAGGCUCUCCUGCAGAAGAUCGCCGAGAUCUGUGUCGAAUACCUGGCGCUUCAGGUUGCUGCUGGUGCUCAGCUGGUACAGGUCUUCGACUCCUGGGCGGGUGAGCUGUCUCCGGCCGCCUUCAAGUCGUUCUCUCUUCCCUACUUGCGUCACAUUUCGGCGAAUCUGCCUAAGAAGUUGAAGGAGAUGGGACUGGAGCCUGUCCCGAUGACUGUCUUCGCGAAGGGUGCGUGGUUCGGUCUUGAGGAUCUCUGCGAGUCGGGCUACAACGUUGUUGGCUUGGACUGGCUGCAUGACCCCGCUGAGGCUAGACGCAUUGCCAACGGUCGUGUGACGAUCCAGGGUAACGCUGACCCCGGUGUUCUCUAUGGAGGUCGCGAGGCUAUCACCGAGGCUGUGGAGACUAUGGCUCGGGGCUUCGAGAAGGGCAAGCAAGGCUGGAUCGCCAACUUGGGUCACGGUGUGACUCCUUUCGUCAACCCGGAUGAUCUCAAGUUCUUCUUCGAGGAGAUCCACCGUCUGACGGUGUAGAUUGGGGCUCAAUGCGACCAGAACUAGCUUCCAAUUCUUGAUUAUGUACAUGAGAGCCUAGCCAGCAAUAUCAUUGACACCUUCACGAAAUUCCAAAGCUC